AAACCGCAUUUCCAAUGGCAGCACAAUCUCGGAAGCCCGUCCUCAUCUCAGGCGCUGGUCUCGCCUCCCUCCUCCUAGCCCGCUCGCUUCGUCGCUCAAACAUACCUUUCCAAGUCUUCGAACGGGACGAGUCAAUAUCAUUUCGUGGUCAAGGCUACCGUCUGCGUCUCUCCGCCGAAGGGCUAGAUGCUAUUGAAGAUGUCCUUGGCCCAGAAGGCUUCCCCAAGUUCUGGGACAAAUGCGGGAAAACCGGAGGAUCAUCCGGACCCGGCACCAUCGAUGUCUUGACCGGUAAGGAGGUCGAGAUGAACAAACCGGACCAGAAGCCAAAAGAAGAUGAACCGACAGCACCGGAUUCGAAACAGAUGCUGACUUCAAGGGGUGAUAAGACGAUUGGUAUUUCGAGAGGAGAUAUGAGAUCGCUAUUCCUCGAGGGUUGCGCGCCGUAUGUCAAGUGGGGUCACCAGGUCACCGGGUAUGAGUUGACCGCGAAUGGAGUCAAGGCUGUGUUCAAAGAUGGGUCGAAGUCGGAGGAGGGAGAUCUGCUGGUCGGUGGUGAGGGGAUCUACAGCAAGGUCGCAAAGCAAGUCUCGCAGGGGAAAUUGAAGACUUACGAUACCGGUGCGAGCGGCAUCCAUGGACAAGCACCUACCACGGCGUUCAAAGAACUAGGCGAAGGGGUCUGGAUGCUGAACGAUAAUUCAAGAGACGAGGGCAAGGUGUUUGUCAUUACCAAUGUCAGACCUGGUGACAUGGACGAUCCCGAUGUUCAGUUUGGAUGGACGAUGGGCGGCGAGCCGGGAGUCAUCUCACCGCCGAACAACAACUUUUCAAUUGUUGGUAAGCCGGCAGCAGAGAUGGCAAAGUCUCUGACUGCAAAUUGGCAUCCGAGGGUGAAGUCUCUAUUUGAUCAGAUGGAUGAAGCCAAUGCGGCGUUCUGGAAGAUUACCUGCAGUACUCCAUCUGGAGUACCGGAAUGGACAAAUGAGCCGCUAAUCGGCGACGCCGUGCACAGCAUGACUCCCGCGGGUGGCAUUGGUGCGAAUACUGCAGUCCGGGAUUCAGCUCUGCUUGGGAAGCUGCUGCACGAAGCAGGCGGUUGGAAGGAGGGUUUGACGGCGAAGUACGAGCAGGAGAUGAGGGUUUACGGCAGCGAGGCCGUCGCUUGGAGCUACGGUAUGGCUACCAAGCAGUUUGGUAUCAAGAUCGAUGAGGAGACGAGUCCGACGGUGGGAGCGAACUGA
This is a messenger RNA of Zymoseptoria tritici IPO323, 1244 nucleotides long. RefSeq lists its product as uncharacterized. Gene Ontology annotation, molecular function: FAD binding. Lineage: Eukaryota; Fungi; Ascomycota; Dothideomycetes; Mycosphaerellales; Mycosphaerellaceae. The transcript is spliced from 2 exons. Bases 15 to 1244 code for a protein of 409 amino acids. The record is from RefSeq and is a predicted model, not a curated record.